Anastrepha obliqua is the source of this 1437-nucleotide messenger RNA. RefSeq lists its product as uncharacterized. The record is from RefSeq and is a predicted model, not a curated record. NCBI's taxonomy places the organism in Eukaryota, Metazoa, Arthropoda, Insecta, Diptera, Tephritidae. The transcript has 3 exons. Bases 256 to 1182 code for a protein of 308 amino acids.
GCUAUUUACAAAAAAAAAUCUCAAUUUACCUAUUAAAUUGGAAUUUCUGUGCCGUUUCCACAACGUUUCUAGUCAAUUGUGACUGCAGCGGCAUCUAGUGCCCUUUAUGACAGCUACCCCUUGGGCAUGUUCAGUGGCUGCUACGCAUGCCAGUGCAAACAGCUGUUUACGCAAAAUAAACAAUUGAAAAUAGCAAAAUAAAACUGAGUUGACUGAGUUGCAGAACGUGCUCGAUUAUACAAUUUUCGGCCUGGAAUGAAUACAGAAAAUAUAGUAAAGCACUAUUGGGAUUGUGCAGCGGCGCUUAAGCCCGAGACGCACACACAUAAAUUACUUAAAUCGUACUACAUGACAUUAUGCUGCAGGCGGGCGAAAGCGAGCAUAAAUUUGCCGCGGGAGAAGUUCUCCCGCCACACAAUGUGUCCACGUUGCUCCAGCAAAUGGGACGAGACAAAUUUCCAGAUGAAACUUAAACCUCAGCAAGUCGCACUUACCACCAAAGUUAAAAAACAAUUGGAAAAGUUAUACGAGGCCAACAAGAGCACGGAAAGUCGAAGAACUAUAACCAAGAAGCAGCGUAAAAGGGCUAAAUGGCUACGUAAACGUGUAUUAAGCAAUGUGGAAAUGCAAUGCGAACUGUGCCAACAUAAAACUUUACUAACAUUGCACAAACCGAGCAGAGGCGAGCGUGAGUCGAGAACGCUGGAAACCGCAGAGUUGGAGGAAAGCACUAUCGUUGAAACUGUACCUGCACCUACACCAGUUAAAACGAAAAAGAAAAAGAACAAAAGUAAGGAUAAGACAGCAGGUCUGAAACUUGACAAUGUACAAACACACGCAGCUAAAAAAGUAACACCUAACAAGGAUGUCAAUCAAAGGAGGAGCAACCAAAAGACAGCAGCUGUAAUAGUUAAACCACAAGCAAAUAAUAAAAGUGUCAGCAAAACAGCAGCUGCUCCAAAGCAGCAAACCAAACACGCCGCCAAUCUAACGCAGCCACUCAAAGCGAAAAAGAAGAAACAGCAUACCAAAGUGGUUGCUGCACCUGUAGCACAGAAUGUAAAAUCAAAAACGCAAAAACAAAAUUCAUUGCUGCAAUUGGCAGCUCUACUCAAGGCGCAGACGACCAGUAAAGCUGGUGCGAAUGUGGCGCAAAAGAAAUUGGAAUCGCUACUAAAAUAGCAACAUCAAAUGGAUUUUCGAUGGAAAUAAAAUAAUAAAAUAUGUGAGAUAAUAAAACAUUAAGUGAAAAAACGAAAUCAUAAUACAAGUUUGCACAAAUCAACAAUUGCGUAAAAUUCAACAACAAAAUUUUAUAGAAAAAAAAGAAACAUAAAAGAGCAAAAUAAGUAAGAGCGAAUUAAUCGUAGACACUCCUCACCCCCUACAGUGCGCGAUUGCAAUCUAUGGCUCUACAAUAAAGUGAAAAGUGUACUA